UAGUACUUUGUGGGAUCUCAACUGGAACAGUUAUUGUAAUCUGAAAAUGAUACGUAUUGCAGUAUUCUUUUCUUUUAAUGGCAUUUGCCACCUCUGCCUUUUUGAGUGAAAACCAAUGUCCUAAGUUGAAGGUGUUAACAAAUUAUACACGGGUUUCCUUUGACAUCAAGGGAGUCAUAGCGCCAGUGUUCACUCCGUUCGACGAUGCGGGAUGUGUCAACUUCUCACUCAUACCCGAAUACUUCAAAUACUUACACGAGAAUGGUGUCCAAGGAAUACUGGUGGGCGGCACAACCGGUGAAUCCAUCACACUGAGCUUGGACGAGCGCCGGGCUCUUCUAGAAGCCUGGGUGAAGGCCAGACCAGACGGCAUGAAGAUCAUCAUGCAAGUCGGCGGAGUACCCAUGCCUGAUGUCAUCAAGAUGGCACAAUACGCCGAGCAGCUGAAAGCAGACGCCAUAAUGACGCUCCCAGAGAUAUACUACAAGCCGAAAACCGUAGAACACCUGGUAGACUACCUUCAUGCUGUCUCUAGUGCUGCACCUUCUCUACCACUGCUGUACUACCACUUCCCAAUGAUGAGCGGAGUUGAUGUAAACAUGCCAGCAUUCUUUAAAUUGGCUUCAGCAAGGAUCCCCAACUUCAAGGGAAUGAAGGCAGAUUUAGGAGUGGCACUACAAGUGUCUGAUCAACUGGGAGAAGACCAGAGAAUAUUUAAUGGAAAUCACCUUGUGGCUCCACCAGUUUUACUCGGCCACGAUUCCAGCAUAGCCACGGUGACAAACAUGUUCCCUAGGCUAGUGAGAGCGGUGAUCGAUGCCGUGAAAAGUGGCGAAGUCGUGAAAGCCAAGGCUCUGCAGGAAAAACUUAAUGCUUUGGUUACUGCUAUAUCUUCUCAAGGGGAGUUUCUACCAACCAUGAAAGCGGCAAUGCCGAUGAUAACCGGAAUCCAGGUGGGGCCACCUCGUCGGCCUCUAGCCAGUAUCGAUGACCAAAAGAAGAACCAGCUUAUGGAGGACCUCAAGAGACUGAAUUUUGGCCGAAUGGACGAGUGAGGGUUAAAAUAAAGUAAACAACAUUUGUUUAAAAGAAGUAUAUAUUUUAUAUUUCA
Leguminivora glycinivorella is the source of this 1111-nucleotide messenger RNA. Its product is annotated as N-acetylneuraminate lyase-like. The transcript is spliced from 7 exons. Gene Ontology annotation, biological process: N-acetylneuraminate catabolic process. The coding region runs from base 78 to 1055 and encodes 325 amino acids. The record is from RefSeq and is a predicted model, not a curated record. NCBI's taxonomy places the organism in Eukaryota, Metazoa, Arthropoda, Insecta, Lepidoptera, Tortricidae. Gene Ontology annotation, molecular function: 4-hydroxy-tetrahydrodipicolinate synthase activity; N-acetylneuraminate lyase activity.